Messenger RNA from Paramuricea clavata, 740 nucleotides. Lineage: Eukaryota; Metazoa; Cnidaria; Anthozoa; Malacalcyonacea; Plexauridae. The record is from the annotation of a GenBank genome assembly.
GAACUCUUGAAAAUAAGCAUAUUCGAGCAAAUCCAAAAGUCCAGGAAGAAUACGAAAGAUUGCGCGAAAUUUCAAAUCUCCAACCACAACAAACAACUGCAGACUUAUCUAACAAAGAAACUUUCUCUAUUUGUAUUUUGAAUAUCAGAUCAUUUAAGAAACACAGUUUGGACUUAAUUAGUGACCCAAUCUUGUCAAAAUGUGACAUACUUGCACUUACAGAGACACAGCUUUCGAGCAAUGUUGAAAAUUGUGAAAUGAACUUGAUUCUAAAAGAUUUUUCUCUGCACAGACAAGAUCAUCAUUCUGAUAAGUCCUUAAGUUUAGCUGUCUGCUACAAAGAAACUGUUACACUUAAUGAAACAGAAUAUUUCAGUUCAAUAAAUGGUUUAAAAUUUGUAAUUUAUAUAUCAGGUAAUAAUUUAUCUUUAUCCUGCUUAUUACUUUAUCGUAAGCAUGGAGGUAACAUUCAGCAGUUCAUAGCUGGCCUAGAUUACAUAAUAAGAAGCUGUGAUAUCGAUAUUACAUUUGGUGAUUUUAAUAUUGAUUAUUUUAAUGAUAACAAUAAUUCUUCAUUGAAAGAACUUGCUGAGUCUUUAAACUAUGUGCAACUUGUAAAUAAACCAACAUUUAUUUCUUCCGGAAGUCUUCUAGAUCAUGUUUAUGUAAAACAGUCAAUAUGCAACACAAUAGAAGCAAAUGUUGUAAGUGUAUAUUAUUCUGACCAUGAGGUUGUUAAG